Messenger RNA from Polyodon spathula (Mississippi paddlefish), 2148 nucleotides. RefSeq lists its product as uncharacterized. The coding region runs from base 287 to 1795 and encodes 502 amino acids. NCBI's taxonomy places the organism in Eukaryota, Metazoa, Chordata, Actinopteri, Acipenseriformes, Polyodontidae. The transcript is spliced from 4 exons. Gene Ontology annotation, molecular function: polyamine oxidase activity. The record is from RefSeq and is a predicted model, not a curated record.
GCAAAAGAUAGAAUUGUCUUGUCUCAAACUGGCUGUUUGUCUUUGCGAGCCUUCUGUGUUUACGUACACAACACGUCAUUUCUCGGAGAGAGUCGAAGGAGAGUCUGUCAGACUGUCAGUGUCUCGUUCAGGCAGAAAUAAAAGAAAUGAGCAUCAAGAGAAUUUAAUUAUUAAAGUUGUAAAAUAUAAUGUUCUUUAUGAUGCUAGUGCCUUGUUAUAAAGAUAAUAAAAAGACGUCAUGAGGUAAGAAAUAACAACAAUUGGAAAUUGAUGUAAACUCACGGUAAUGGCCACACUCCCACUACUCUGUAAACCCAGGAUUGUGAUAGUUGGUGCUGGGAUUUCUGGACUGGCAGCAGCUGCCUUGUUAGUAAAUAAUGGAUUUCGAAAUGUCACUGUUCUGGAAGCUAUGGACAGGCCAGGAGGUCGAAUCCAUACAACUAAGCCUUUUGGGACAAAUGUAAUUGAGCUGGGUGCUAAUUGGAUUCAUGGCCAGGAGGGAAACCCCAUCUAUCAGUUGGCCAAAGAACAUGGCUUGCUGGCUGAAGAGGGAAAUAGCAUUACCAUGUGUGUUCCUUCAUCAAUAACAUGUCAAGAUUAUUUCUUCAACCAAAAUGGAAAGCAGCUCCCUACAGAACAAGUUGAGCAAGUGUGCUGUUAUUUUAGUAAAUUGAUGUCAAAAGCAUUUGAUCACAAGUUGGAUGUGAAGUAUGAUUUAAGAAGUCUUGGAGGUUACCUAGAUGAGGAGUUCAAGGCCUCUGAUUUGGCCUCCUCAGAAGAUGCCCGAAGAGUUUUUGAGUGGUGCAAGCGGAGCGAGUGUACAGACGAAGCCUGCUCCUCUCUGUAUGAGUUCUCAGCUGGUCAGCUGUGGCUAUACACUGCAUUAGAAGGAGGCUUCUUUAACUCUAUGGGACCAGGAGGCUACCAAGCUUUAUUGGAUGUGUUUCUAAAAAGUCUUUCUCCAGGCGUCCUCUUGUGUAACAAACCAGUAAAGUGCAUCCAGUGGGGUCUGUCUGAAACAACUAGCUCUUUUCAGGGUGCCUGUCCAGUCAGGGUGCUUUGUGAAGAUGGUCAGCAGCUAGAAGCAGAUCACGUCAUUGUGACGGCCUCCCUUGGCUACCUGCAGGACAACUACUCCACAAUGUUUAAGCCUGUGUUACCAGAAGAAAAGAUAAGGGCUAUUGAGAGACUGGGGUUUGGGGUGGUUAGCAAAAUCUUCUUGGAGUUUGAGAAGAGAUUCUGGCCACAGGACUGUGCCGGGAUUCAGCUGGUUUGGGAGGAAGGGCCAGAGGACAGGGAGGUUUACAAGUCAUCUUUGGGUGAUGAGGGCUGGAAGGACAAGUGGUAUAAGAAGAUCUGUGGUUUUGACAUGGUGGCUCGCCAUCCCAAUGUUCUUUGUGGCUGGAUUACAGGAAGGGAAGCAGAGCACAUGGAGGCUCUCAAAGAGGAGACUGUUGGGGAGGUUUGUGUGAGGUUACUGAGAUCCUUCACUGGCUGGGACGUUCCUGACCCUCUUCAUGUGCUGAUGUCCCAGUGGAGGCAGCAUCCUUAUGUCCGAGGCGCCUACACCUAUAUCCCUCUUGGGGUGGAUGCAAAGAGAGAGCAAGAGGCCUUAGCAGAACCUCUGCCACCUGAAUCCUGUGAUUCAAUUCCAAAGCCUCUGCAGGUGCUUUUUGCUGGGGAAGCAACACAUGUCAAGUUCUACACCACCACCCAUGGCGCUUAUCUUACAGGAGUACGGGAAGCCCAGAGGAUCAUACAGCAUUAUAGCCUAAAUGGAGAAAAAUCUGCUUAGACUAAUAAUCUUCACAGAUCUCAAUUAAAGCAUUUCUGUGACCUCACCUUUAUAUCUUUUGAUUGAUUAAUUCCACAAAUCUUCUGGAUAAAAGUGCCCCCAAUCCAACUGAAAAUGGAGGAAAGGCAAAUCACAAAGAAGAAGGAGAAAUGCUGCAGUAAGCACCACAAGGCCUGUCUCUCACCACAACAGAGAAACACAUUGUCUUUUAUAUGCAGGGUUGGGCAAAAUAAACAAUUACUGUUCUAACCACCUUUUAUUUUUUUGCUGUCAAGAUGCAGUUUUAAAAUAAAUAACAAUUUUCAACACCAGAAAGUUUCUUUGUGGGGGUGUAGGGGGAGUAUUUCUAUAGC